Messenger RNA from Brassicogethes aeneus, 858 nucleotides. The record is from the annotation of a GenBank genome assembly. NCBI's taxonomy places the organism in Eukaryota, Metazoa, Arthropoda, Insecta, Coleoptera, Nitidulidae.
CGUCUUUCGAUUUUACCAAUACAGCAUCCCAUUCAGUUACACAUGCAUAGUUGCGCCAAAUUUCGCUAGUCGCUUAAAUUUUUCAAACAAUUUUUCCGCGUUCGAUUUCGAGACGAAACUGAAAACAUUACAAAAGCAUUUUCCGUUUGAAGUUAGAGAACGCUGCUUGAGUUUACUUUGUACCUUUUGAACGCUUCGUAAAACUAAAACUUACACACAAUGCCGGAGAAAUUUCUGUUUUGUUUUAAUUUAAAAAGCGGAGCUAUGGCUAUGGCCAUGAUUAAUUUGGCUUUUGGUAUAGCUGCAAUAGUCGGAAGUAGCAUUCAAUUAUGCUACAAUGACUCAGGCGAAGACAAAAUAUAUCUGAUUGGAGCUAUUGUAAUGGGUUUGUACAAUUUAAUGUGCGGAGCUGUAUUGAUUUAUGCUAUAAUAAAUGGUAAAGAAAGAUGCGUUCUUCUAUACAUGCUCUUCGAGUUGGUAAACCUUAUGGUUUUAUCCAUAUUUUGCGGAAUGAACAUGUUAUUUAAGGAAUCUUUGUUAUUAACAAUAUUGUUUCUCAUAUGCCUUAUUUUAUGGUAUAAUUUGCACUGUAUGUAUGGAUUCUAUAAAGAAUUGGCUGAAUACAAUUCAGUAAAAUCUGGAGUAGUGGAAAUAUCCUACAAUAGUGGACAAAUAAAUCCUUUAAUGACAAUGCCUGAAAGAGCUGUGGACAACACAUCCGUCUAAAUUUUAUAAAACUAUAUAAUUAAUAUUAUUAUAUUAUUAUUAUUAUCAUUAUAGUUGGCCAUUCUUUAUACAGGGUGUGCCAAAAAAGUAAAGAAAUUAUAGUUUUUUUAUAAGUAUGAAGUUAUAUGGGUA